Nicotiana attenuata is the source of this 480-nucleotide messenger RNA. RefSeq lists its product as uncharacterized. The transcript has a single exon. Lineage: Eukaryota; Viridiplantae; Streptophyta; Magnoliopsida; Solanales; Solanaceae. The record is from RefSeq and is a predicted model, not a curated record. The coding region runs from base 1 to 480 and encodes 159 amino acids.
AUGGCGGACGUAGGGCUCAUGUCAUACUACUUGGGCCUAGAAGUGAAGCAGAUGGAGGAUGGAAUUUUUAUCUCUCAAGAAAGCUACACAAUAGAGUUAUUGAAGAAGUUCAACAUGCUCGAUUGCAAUACCGUGAACACACUGAUGAAGAGUGGGACAAAAUUGUCCAAGUUUGAUGAAGGAGAAAAAGUGAAUCCCACAUUUUUCAGAAGUCUUGUGGGAAGUUUGAGGUACUUGAUUUGUAUCAGGCCAGAUAUACUCUUUGCAGUUGGAGUAGCAAGUUUCUUCAUGAAAGCUCCUACCUCCACUCAUUUGAAAGUCACUAGAAGAAUUCUUCGUUACCUAAGAAGUACAAUUGACUUUGGGCCAUUUUAUUCUUCUUCUAGUUAUUUCAAUCUUAUGGGAUUUUGUGAUAAUGAUUAUGCUGGAGAUAUUGAUGAUAGAAAAAAACACAACUGGCUUUGUGUUUUUCUUGGGUGA